CCGGCACGUCGCCCGCUCCGGGGGAGGAGGUGGGGGGUUUCACUUCCGGGACGGGGUUCCGGCCCAUUCCGGCCCAUUUCCACCCCCGGAGCUCUCACCCCCUCGUCCGGUGCCGACGCUAGAGACAGACUUUUACUAGGCUCCAAAAUUAGAACAUCUGAAAUUCAGGAUGGCAUGGACCGAGGCACUUAUUGGAGUAAAAGUUGCCAAACAGACAAAAACGCUUUGGAAAAAGGGCUGAAUGCCUGCCUCCACACCCAGGCCCCACCAUGGAGAAGGGAGGGAACAUUCAUCUGGAGAUCCCGGACUUCAGUAACUCGGUCCUCAGCCACCUGAACCAGCUCCGCAUGCAGGGCCGCCUCUGCGACAUCGUGGUGCACGUGCAGGGCCAGGCGUUCCGGGCCCACAAGGUGGUGCUGGCCGCCAGCUCGCCCUACUUCCGCGACCACAUGUCGCUGACCGAGAUGAACACCGUCUCCAUUUCCGUCAUCAAGAACCCCACGGUGUUCGAGCAGCUCCUGUCUUUCUGCUACACGGGCCGCAUCUGCCUGCAGCUGGCCGACAUCAUCAGUUACCUGACGGCCGCCAGCUUCCUGCAGAUGCAACACAUCAUCGACAAGUGCACGCAGAUCCUGGAGGGCAUCCACUUCAAGAUCAAUGUGGCCGAGGUGGAGGCCGAGCUGGGCCAACCGCGGACCAAGCACCCCGAGCGGCCACCCCCGGAGUCCCCCCGGCGGACGCCCGGCCUUGGCCGCUCCCUCAGCCCGCGCCUGAACACCCCGCAGUGCGGCCGGCGGGGCCAGGCCGGUGGCCUGCUGGACGUGCGGGAGCUCAGCCCCCCCGAGGAGUCUACCAGCCCGCAGAUCAUCGAGCCCAGCUCGGACGUGGAGAGCCGCGAGACCAUCCUGCGCAUCAACCGGGCCGGGCAGUGGUACGUGGAGACGGGCGUGGCCGACCGCGGGGUCGGGAGCGACGGCGAGGUCAGGGUGCUGGGGACCGUGCACAUCAAGACCGAGAACCUGGAGGAGUGGCUGGGGCCCGAGAACCAGCCCUCGGGCGAGGACGGCAGCAGCGCCGAGGAGGUCACAGCCAUGGUGAUCGACACCACCGGGCCCAGCUCCGUGGGACCCGAGAACUACGCCUUGGGGUCAUCCGGCGCCCAGGUGGCGCGGCCCACCAGCAGCGAAAUUGACAGGUUCAGCCCCUCCGGCAGUGUGGUGACCCUGACCGAGCGGCACCGUGCCAGGAGCGAGUCUCCGGGGAGAAUGGACGAGCCCAAGCAGCCCUGCUCGCAGGUGGAGGAGUCGGCGAUGAUGGGCGUGAGCGGCUACGUGGAGUACCUCCGCGAGCAGGAGGUGUCCGAGCGCUGGUUCCGCUACAACCCCCGGCUGACCUGCAUCUACUGCGCCAAGUCCUUCAACCAGAAGGGCAGCCUGGACCGGCACAUGCGGCUGCACAUGGGCAUCACGCCGUUCGUGUGCCGCAUGUGCGGCAAGAAGUACACGCGCAAGGACCAGCUGGAGUACCACAUCCGCAAGCACACAGGGAACAAGCCCUUCCACUGCCACGUGUGCGGCAAGAGCUUCCCCUUCCAGGCCAUCCUCAACCAGCACUUCCGCAAGAACCACCCGGGCUGCGUCACGCUCGAGGGCGCCCACAGCAUCUCCCCCGAGACCACCGUCACGUCGCGGGGACAGGCCGACGAGGAGUCGCCGUCGCAGGAGGAGCCGGUGGGGGCCGGGGAGACGGCGUCGGGCUCGGUGUCCACCACCGGCCCCGACUGAAACGUG
Molecule: messenger RNA, 1790 nt
Organism: Sorex fumeus (smoky shrew)
Lineage: Eukaryota; Metazoa; Chordata; Mammalia; Eulipotyphla; Soricidae
Gene: ZBTB37
Product: zinc finger and BTB domain containing 37
Exons: 5
Coding region: 270-1784 (504 amino acids)
Biological process (GO): regulation of transcription by RNA polymerase II
Molecular function (GO): protein binding; DNA-binding transcription factor activity, RNA polymerase II-specific; RNA polymerase II cis-regulatory region sequence-specific DNA binding
Source: RefSeq, a predicted model, not a curated record